This is a messenger RNA of Diospyros lotus (date-plum), 1798 nucleotides long. RefSeq lists its product as uncharacterized. The record is from RefSeq and is a predicted model, not a curated record. The transcript is spliced from 2 exons. Bases 288 to 1226 code for a protein of 312 amino acids. Lineage: Eukaryota; Viridiplantae; Streptophyta; Magnoliopsida; Ericales; Ebenaceae.
CACGCUCGUCUCCGUUGACUACCACGUUAAACUCCACUUCCCCCUCGUUCGAUUUCCCCCAAAUUGAAAAACCCUAAUUUCCCGUUUUGAUUUCUAUGAAUUCUCAGUUUACUCGCAUGCGAAUCCUAUCAAACAAUGGAUUCCGGUUCUGGCCGUGAUUUUUUUCAAAUCUGCAGCUUUUGAUUGUGUAAUGUAUUCGGGGCUCUGGAAACCUCUGAGAUCGAUCGAGCUUAUUGUUUAUCAAAAUCGUGUGAUUUGGAUCGUGAUUGGGAGUGGAUUGGGGUUUGAUGGAUGAUCAAGGCGAGGGGUUGUGUGUGAUGCUUCAGCAACCGAGUUUGAAGAUGUAUCGGCUCAUGAACGGGCCUUCAUUGCAUCCUUCGGGCUGGUUGGAGAUUCGUCUGUUCUACGUCCGUGUAUCGCCGUGUGCCGUCGAGAGCGUUCCAGAUCAUCUCACGCUCCGCCACCUCCGCCGCGAAAUAAGGGUUGCGUUGGAAAUCAAUGGGGCUCGGAUACCGGCACCGGAAGCGACGUCGCUGACGCUGCGUCGCGAUCGUAUCGAUAAGGAGUCGUCGGAAGUGACGUAUGUGAGCACUGACAGUGUUAGGGUUUCUGGGGCGGUUGAAUUUGAGGUCUAUGAGGGGGAGGACAUGUUGCUGUGUGGGUCUCUGGAGAGAAUGGAGGCUGCUUGGAGUAAUGGCCAUGUGGGAUUAGAAAACGAUUCGAAGGCUGGCUGGAGUAUGGACUGCUAUUCGGCAGCGGCAAUUGCAACCGGAUGUUCGGCAUUUUUCCAGCCAAAAAUUGGGAUUUCAGCUCCGUCCUUUGAGGUUUACAUUGCUGGGUGCUGUUCCGGUACGCCUGUGAUUUUAUCAAAGACAAUUCUGAUUAGUCCGAGGAGGAAACCGCCGAGGCAUGGCAUGCUUGAUGCUAUUCCCGAGGAUGAUGAAACUGGGAAGGAGAAGAACGGUGAUGGCUUGAUUCGGCAGCGGAAAAUUCAGAUGACAACAGAGGCAGAUGUUGAUGAAUAUGAGUUGGAUGCAAAAACUGGAAGCUACUAUUCUGACGAUAUGUAUGCCGGAGAGGAUGGCCAACUCUCAUGGUUCAAUGCUGGCGUAAGGGUCGGGGUUGGGAUUGGCCUGGGGAUGUGCCUUGGAGUCGGGAUUGGUGUGGGACUGCUGAUGCGCUCGUAUCAAGCAACCACCCGGAGCUUCAGGAGACGAUUUCUCUAAAUCUGAUGAUACUGGUAAGCAUCCUUGUUAAUGAAGUGACGUGUAAACAAAAAGAUUUGGAGAUCAUUUCCGGGGGGGGGGGGGGGGGGGGGUGGAUGAAUAUUUCGAGAUGGUGGCAGCAGAAGAAACAAGAAAAGACACAAGAAGUCAGCAUUACAAGGCUGUGUCCUGUCCUGUGUGUAGUAUUCUUGUUUACUUGGUCAAUAGCUAAUAACAAUGCUGCUGCUGCCGUGUUCCUUGACCUUUGGCACUUCCAACUGGAAUUCCAGGCUGAUUGAUGUUGAGAUGUUCAAUCCAUGGCAGCCCCGCAAAACCAUGAAAUGAUGGAGAUUGCUGCAUUUGGAAGGAUUCAUUCACCUCUAAUACUAAUAGUAAUGGAUGCAAAGCUGUUUCUAUUUUCUUUUGUUUUGUAGACAUUUUUCCUGUGGUCACUGUAGUAGUUAGUGUGUAUCUUCUUCUUCCUCUUUUAUUCCCCUGUAUCUGUAUGAAUUUUGGCCAUUGGCAUGUCAAUCUACCAUUCAAUCUGAGUGAGUUGGGUAGUCUAAAUAAAUGGGGUGUCUUUCAACUUCUCA